UACUGAGAGAAUCUUUCUGUGGACUAAGCAGUGUUACCAGCAGGUGAGGUCUUAUUUUGCCGCUCUUACGGAGUGCCCCCGCGAGCUGGGCUGACUGAGAGAAGAAAAGGGAGCUCGUGACAAGGUUUGUGUCCUUUGACUCACUGCGAUAUCGACUCAUUUACAGUCCCGCUUCCCCUGCUUCGGGAUAUUGAAACAGCUGGAUCGGUUCUCCAGGAGUGUCGCUCUUUCGCUACCUCGGUCAGUGUCGCUUUCUCGGGUCGCUUUGAGUGCCGUGUCGCUCCCCACACUUCCCCGUGGGGAAAGAUGAUGGGUUUUCUGCGCAGGACGUUUAGCCGUCGAUCACGGAGGCACUUUCGGACGUCAGACGAGCUCGACGAGAAUGGGAGAGGCGGAAAUACGGUCCUCCAGGCGCACCAGCAGCAGGUGAUCCAUGCACCAGCUGUGGUGACCGGAGGUGCCGUGGUCCACAUCCCAGCCGCAGGGGAUAGCAAAGCGCCCAUCGCUUGCAGAGUUCUGCUGCUGGACGGCUCUGAUAUCUGUGUGGAAUUGCCGAAACAUGCAAAGGGACAGGACCUGUUUGAUCAGAUUAUGUAUCAUCUGGACCUAGUGGAGGCAGAUUACUUUGGGCUGCAAUUCAUGGACACUGAGCAGACUGCGCACUGGCUGGAUGUGACCAAGCCCAUAAAGAAACAGAUCAGCAGUGGACUUCCAUAUAGGUUAUUUUUUAGGGUAAAGUUCUACUCCUCUGAACCCAACAAACUCCACGAAGAAUUCACUAGGUAUCUCUUUGUUCUGCAGCUCAGACAAGAUAUUCUGUCCGGCAAGUUAAAGUGCCCAUAUGAUAUAUCUGUGGAACUUGGAGCUUAUUGCCUACAGAGUGAACUGGGUGACUGUGAUCCGUUGGAACACACUCCAAUGUUGGUGUCAGAAUUUCGUUUUUCACCCAAACAGACAGAGAUUAUGGAGGCUGACAUCUUUCGCAAAUGGGCGGAGUGCAGGGGAAUGAGCCCAUCACAAGCUGAGCUGAAUUUUCUGAAUAAAUGCAAAUGGCUGGAGAUGUAUGGAGUGGACAUGCACUUUGUUAAGGGACGAGACGGGGGAGAGUAUGCGCUGGGUCUGACACCCACUGGAAUACUGGUGUUUGAGAGAUCCAGCAAAAUUGGUCUUUUCUUCUGGCCUAAAAUCACGCGCUUGGACUUUAAGAAGAAUAGACUGACACUAGUAGUUGUGGAAGAUGAUGAUCAGGGCAGGGAACAGGAGCACACCUUUGUGUUUCAGCUGUCCAGUGCCAGAGUGUGUAAGGAGCUGUGGAAAUGUGCGGUGGAGAGCCACGCCUUCUUCCGCCUCAGACAGCCCACACACAGCAAGACCAGCCGCAGCGACUUCACACGCCUGGGAUCCCGCUUCCGCUUUAGUGGGAAAACGGAGUACCAGGCCACUCAUGGAGGCAGACUCAGGAGAGCCAGUACCUUUGAAAGACGGCCCAGUAAAAGAUACCCAUCCAGAACCCAGUCAAUGGGUAAGGCCAUCACCCCAGCAAAACACCCUCAUCUAAGUGCCCAGACCACGCCCGACCAGAGUUUACAGCCGUACGCACAUAACAUUCCCAUUGGGCAAGACCCUUGGCCCAGGACACACCCACCCAGCUUAACUCCGCCUCUUUAUGUACAGCCCACUGAACUGGGACACACUCCUCCACCUCACAGUUUCCCCCUGAGCACUGCAGACACCCAGCGCUUUAGUAUGGAAGAGAACGAGGCUCCGCUUUCUGGAAAGAUCCACCGCUGCCACCGUCACCAUGGAUACGACAACCAAGAGGCACUCUGCCACACGCUGACCAAACCUAAGCCUUGGCCUUUGACUACAGGACACACAGAUGAGUUGGACCGGGCCCUGCGUGGUCAGAACCAGCUGGAACCAGAUCCUGUCCCCUGGCCAGCGCUGCAUAUCAAUAUUGAUACGGCGGAGGAGAAGCCCCUGUCUGAAAAGAGUCUGCCGUCCUCUCCGUCCGGCCUGCAGGACCAGCUGAAGAGCAACAUUCUGCGAAAUGCCAUGCAGAACGAGAGCGGGACAUCAAAAGGCAACUCUUCUAGCGGAGAGCAGAAUGACAGGUAUCCCAGCUCCUCUCAGGAUUCUGUUUCCAGCAGCCUCAACACAGAGAGACCCAGAGUCAACAGACGCAAACGGCUGGUCCGCCAGUACAGCUUUAACCAUAGUGAUGAGGACGACUUACCCGAAGCCCUCGCAGCCAUAUCCUCUGAGAGCAGUAUGGGAAAAUCAACAUCCAACAGCUCAUUGGACAAACAGAUCCAGCCGCCCAUCUACCCUCCACAGAUGGAUGUUCCUCGGUUGGAGCGUUGUGAUAAUUCCCCUGUGUUCUAUCAAAGCCCUGUACCUCAUUUACUACCUUAUGGUGCAGAAAGUUCUGAAGACCUGAAGAUGGAAAGAGAGAAACUUCUAAGGGCGUUACUCAUGACCGAACUCUGA
Messenger RNA from Chanos chanos (milkfish), 2490 nucleotides. It is a transcript of the gene epb41l4b, whose product is annotated as erythrocyte membrane protein band 4.1 like 4B. Gene Ontology annotation, cellular component: cytoskeleton. Lineage: Eukaryota; Metazoa; Chordata; Actinopteri; Gonorynchiformes; Chanidae. The transcript has 23 exons. The record is from RefSeq and is a predicted model, not a curated record. Gene Ontology annotation, molecular function: cytoskeletal protein binding. Bases 307 to 2490 code for a protein of 727 amino acids. Gene Ontology annotation, biological process: actomyosin structure organization.